AUGGAGUCCGAAUCCAAGCGCCGAAAGCUCGACCAUAGCGGCCACGGUCUUCGCCACAAGGGCUUGAUCGACUUUGAGUCCCGCGACGCUACUCGACUGUCAGCCGCCAGCACAUUUGUUUUAAAAACGGACGAGCUUCUCAAGGAGACCAAACUCGUUUAUUCCGUUGCGUUCAAGGGCCUUGACGGUCAAUUGCACAAAAUAAAAAGCAUCAUCGACUCGAUAGAGCCCCAUGACCCUGCACCUAUCUACGAAGCCUCCACCAAGUUCGAAAAGAAGCAUCGCAUUACCAUUCCUUACCCCGAACCGAAGCCCACCAAAGAAUCCAACUACAAAGUAGCAUUCUCUCCGCCGGCGCAAUGCAAUGUUGUCGGCAGCUUUGUCGGCAAGACAAUGACCAAGUUGCAAGAGCGCCUUGGAAUCGACAUGGUUGUCCAGAUGCCCAAGACCCUCUUCCAGGAUAAGGACUACCUUUAUUUGCGCUACUUUUACCGACGAGCAUACUACAUUGCAUAUAUCGCCUCAAAAUUGAAGUCUGAUCUCGGGGAACAAGUUGAUAUCCACUAUGAGCUCCUCCACGAAAACCCUCUGCUUCCGAUCCUCGUCCUUCGCCUGCCCGAACAGGAAGCCAGCAAACCUUCCAAGAAGCCCGCAAAGCACGAUACGCAUAUCAGAUUAAUACCCUGCGCCCCUGAUGACUUGUUCCCCUGGUCAAAGCUCACACCAAACUCUACCAAUAUCCGAACGGAGACGACAGAGGCAAGCAAGAAGACGGUCACGAGCACUCCCUUCUACAACUCUACCCUCAAUGCUGAGAGGACUUUUAUCCAAUACCUCCGAGUCGUUACGAAUGCGAAAAACGAAUGCGCAGCGUUCGGGGAAGCCUGUAUUCUUGGCAGGAUAUGGCUUCAGCAGCGAGGAUUCGGCAGCGCCAUCUCUCGAGGUGGCUUCGGGCACUUUGAAUGGGCAGCCAUGAUUGCGCUCCUUUUGAAGAUGGGUGGCAGAAAUGGUGCCGCUGCUCUCUCUACGUCUCUGAGCGCCACUGAGCUCUUCAAGGCUGCCAUCCAGUUCCUGUCCACGACUGACUUUACCAAGAAGGCUUUUGCAUUCAACUCGGCCAAGGCGGCCGCUGACUCAAUGAAGGAGACAGGACCCGUCAUGUUCGACCCUACUCGGCAACUUAACCUCCUCUUUAAGAUGACACCUGGAUCUGCCAACUAUCUGCAUAUGUGUGCCAAGUCUACCACAGAGCUCCUCGCCGACGAGGCUUCCGACAAGUUUGACGCGACAUUCAUCACAAAAGUAGAUGUGCCGUCACAGGUGUUUGAUGCUGUGAUGGAAAUCAGGAACCCCAACCUUUCCAAGUAUGCCGCUUCGCCCGACCGUCGAAGCGAAAUUGCAGACUUUGGCCUCGACGCUUCUAGAAUCCUGCACAAAGCAUUUGGCAAGCGCGCGCAAUUGGUCUGCGUUCAGCCGCCCUCGAGAAAGCAGUGGAAACUCGCUGGUACCUGCCCGCCUGCCCCGGCCGCUGUUACUGUUGGCGUCAUCUUCGACCUGGUGCACAUGAGCAGACAAAUGGAACACGGUCCGUCUGCUGAGGAGCAGAAGGAAGCGGCUAGAUUCCGUCAGUUCUGGGGCGAGAAAGCUGAGUUGCGUCGUUUUAAAGACGGCAGUAUCCUAGAAUGUGUCGAGUGGACGAGCAAGCUCCCUCUUCACAUUUGCCAAGAAAUCGCCCAGUACGCUUUGAACCGCCACCUGAAGCUCGCUCAAGAAAACGUGCAGCUUGUCAGCCAAGACCUGGCCGGUGUCAUUGACAUGUCCCAUCUCGACAAAUCAGCGUUCGAUGCCGCACGAAGAUCUUUUCAAACCUUUGAGCACGACAUCCGGACCCUGGAAGACCUGCCGCUUCAAAUACGUCAGCUCUCGCCCGUCUCUGCGCUUGCCCGCUACGCGUCCGUCGAGGCGCCGCCGGUCGGCUUCCACAAGGACACGAUUGAGCCCAUCGACGUCAAUCUCUACUUUGAGCAGUCGAGCAAAUGGCCCGAGAACCUGACCGCCAUCCAAGAGGCCAAGAUUGAGUUCCUACUUGACAUUGACCGCCGGCUCACUGGCGCGCACGAGAACAUCAAGACGUACCUCGGCCGCGAGAACAGGGACAUUGGCAUCGCCAAUCUCGCCUUCCUCGACGUCCUCUACGACAGCGGUGCCGCGUUCCGGCUGCGUAUCCACUGCGACCUCGAAGAGACCCUUCUCGAGCGGCAGGCCAAGAACAAGGUGCUCGACCCGCACGCGCGCGACGAGGCCAAGCAGGCCAGCCUGCGCUUCCACUGGCUCUUCGACGUCCUCCCGCUCCACACGCAGACGAUCGCGACGUACUGCACGCGCCUGCCAGCGCUCUCACCGACCAUCCGCCUCGUCAAGCGCUGGUUCGCCGCGCACAAGCUCGCCGGCCACGUCCGCGAGGAGCUCGUCGAGCUGCUUGCUCUGCACGCCUUCCUGCAGCCGUACCCGUGGGCGACGCCGUCGUCGGCGACCACGGGCUUCCUGCGCACGCUGGCGCUGCUCGCGCGCUGGGACUGGCGCGAGCGGCCGCUCGUCCUCGACACCGCCGAGGAGAUGACACCCGCCGACCGCGCCGCCGUCCAGGCCACGCUCGACGGCUGGCGCCGCCGCGACCCCGCCAUAAACACGACGCCCGUCCUGGUCGUGGCCACCGCCUUCGCGCCGUCCGGCGCCGCGUACACCCAGGACCACGGCCCGGGCAAGCUCGUCGCCGCACGCAUGACGCGCCUCGCCAAGGCCGCCUGCAAGCUCCUCCGCGGCGGCUCUGCGCGCCUCGACGUCGAGGCGCUCUUCGAGCCCGCGCUGCACGACUUUGACGUGCUCAUCCGCCUCUCGGCCAAGGCGCUGCGCGUCGUCGCGCGCGAGACGGGCUGCGACGCCGUGGCUCCCCGCGCGUCGCAGUUCCGCAACCUCGACGGCGUGGCCGGCGGCCGCGCGCCGCUGCCUGUGCGCGCACGGCCCGUCGACGUGCUCGUCGAGGAGCUGCGGCGCGUCUAUGCGGACACGCUCGUCUUCUUCCCCGGUGGCGAUGACGGCGACGACGGGGCGACGAUUGCGGCGCUGUGGGAUCCGCGGUCGCUGCGGAGGUCCAAGUUCCGCGCCGGCCUGCCGUACAACUUUUGCUCGGUGCCGGGUGAGGAUGGCGAUGGGGAGGGGGAGGAGGAUGUGGUGGGGGUCAAUCGGAAGGCGGUCCUGCUGGAGAUUGCGCGCAUCGGCGGCGCGCUCAUCAAGUCGAUCGAGAUGGUCGCCGGGGACGACGACGAAGAGUAA
This is a messenger RNA of Cordyceps fumosorosea ARSEF 2679, 3333 nucleotides long. RefSeq names its product pre-rRNA processing protein Utp22. The transcript is spliced from 2 exons. Gene Ontology annotation, biological process: rRNA processing; tRNA export from nucleus. Gene Ontology annotation, cellular component: CURI complex; UTP-C complex; small-subunit processome. Bases 1 to 3333 code for a protein of 1110 amino acids. Lineage: Eukaryota; Fungi; Ascomycota; Sordariomycetes; Hypocreales; Cordycipitaceae. The record is from RefSeq and is a predicted model, not a curated record.